Messenger RNA from Ipomoea nil (Japanese morning glory), 1059 nucleotides. Its product is annotated as protein LURP-one-related 15-like. The transcript is spliced from 2 exons. NCBI's taxonomy places the organism in Eukaryota, Viridiplantae, Streptophyta, Magnoliopsida, Solanales, Convolvulaceae. The coding region runs from base 173 to 796 and encodes 207 amino acids. The record is from RefSeq and is a predicted model, not a curated record.
UUUACACAGCCAUUAUAUUGUUGCUUUAAUUUCACGAAAGUUCUUCGGCUUAUAUAUACACGAUCAUCAACAUGCAUAAAAGCAUCAUCUAUUAAUCUCAGAUUAUUGGAAUUGAAAUAGAUAUAUAUAGUAGUGUUUGAUUUUGGUGAUCAGAUCAGAUCAGUUUGCGAGCAUGGCGGAAAUGGUGUUUGGUAAUCCUCUGGUUGUGAUCAGCCCGGAAUACUGUGCCCCUCAUCAUCUUCAAAUCUCAAUCAAGAAAAAGCUACACUUUUUGGCUGGCAACGGAUAUGAAGUUAAAGAUGCCGCCAGUAGCAGAAUCCUCUUCAAAGUCGAAAACAUCCCCACUUUCUUCAACAGCAAGGUCGUCGUCUUUGAUCCCGCCGGAAACUCCAUCAUCACUCUCCGACGAAAGGCAUUUACAUGGCGAACCAGAUGGAAAGUUUACAGGGGAGAAAGCAAAGAGGAGAAAGACUUCAUCUUCAGCGCAAGAACAUCCUCAGCGUUCCAGUUCACCACGAACCUAGACGUGUUCUUAGCCGGCAACACUUCGGAACAAGUCUGCGAUUAUAAGAUGAAGACAAGCUUCGCGCAGUCGACGUGCGAUAUCUACGUUAAACCAUCUUCUACCUUAAUUGCUCAGAUGCAGAAGAAAGUGACGGCAGGGAGUAUAUUCCUGGGAAAGGAUAAUUUCAUGGUGACGCUGCAGCCAAACGUGGAUCAAGCCUUCAUCGUUGCUCUUAUAGUAAUUCUCCAAGAGAUCGUCGACUCAAGAAGAAGAAAUCAAAGUUCUGGGUGAUUUACAUCUUCCAAAAUGCUUUAUGACCCUGGGGUAUAGGAGUCUUGAGGUUGAGGAUUUAACCUUUUUGGGAGAAGAAAUCACAAUUCUCAUUAUUAAGCAUUAAUAUUUGUACACCUAUUUAUUCUGUUUAUUUAAUCUGGGUUGUUAUAUUUUAUCUCGUGUAGAAUUGGUUUAGAACUGUUGUUAGCAUCUCUUCUAUUUAUACUUUGUAUUGUACACUUGUUUAAAUAUGUAGGAACUUUUUUCUUCUCAUUCUUAUA